CUGAAGCAACGUCUCUAUCUAAGCGAAUGCAGUUCCUUUUGUUAAUUGCGAAGUUACUACUUUUCCUUGCUCACUCAUCACCAAUAACAGACUAUCGUAUUGGUGGAUCCAGUUGUCAUCCUCCCUAUUGUAGCCUAUAUUCACUGCCAGUUUGGAGAAAAAGUCUACUCAAGAAGCACUGAGAUAUCAUAUCAUUGCUAGGGAUAUUACUAAACUGAACUCUGGGUUGUCUUCUACUCCCUCCUCGUAUGCGCUCAUGGAGAGAGAGCAAAUGUUUUUGUCUCUCAAAAGCUUCCCAUAUCCUUUCAAUAAUGAAAGAUUCAAUGUUGUAGAAGUUUAAGCC
Geodia barretti is the source of this 343-nucleotide messenger RNA. NCBI's taxonomy places the organism in Eukaryota, Metazoa, Porifera, Demospongiae, Tetractinellida, Geodiidae. The record is from the annotation of a GenBank genome assembly.